AUGAAUCGCGAGCAGAUUGCCCGCCGCAUCGACCUCGUCGGUCCCUCCACCGGCGCCAUCGUCGGCGUCGCCACGUGGUGUGCCCUGCACGGCGCCGAGGCGGAAGCCAUUCUGAACUACGUAGCGGAGAAGAUGAAGCACAGAAAUACAAGUGACGCGCAGCGGGCCUCACUGGUGUAUGUGAUUCACGAACUGCUGCUGAGUUGCGCUACCCGCGGUGUCUCAGAGAACGCAAAGCGCUCCAUCCUAAAGGCCGUGAGUCUCACCCUGCCAAGCGCGGUGAAGGACACGCUGCGGCAGAGAGCAAGCGAUCACACGGCUUUCCUGAUCGCCUUGCAGAAAGCAUCGGAGUGGUGGGGUAUGCUGAACCUGUUCCCGGCGGCCUGGCUGACAAAGCUGCAGUGCACCGUUCAGGAUGGGCAAGAGAACACCGGUCACCGCACUACCGUCCCCUCUGCCUUGGUGCAGGUUGCCAACCUCCUCCAGCGCUACCAGCAUGCAAAGGAGCAGUGGGUGCAGAACAGGAGCAUCAAAGCAGAAGAGGGGCACACUGGCAGCGGGGUUGCGAGUGGCCAAGACACCGCAGCGCCGCUGGCAGGCGGGGGUGCGGGCGCUAGCAGUGCCGUUGUGGACGAUGCGGCAAGGCGAUGCCUCAUCGCCUUGAGGAAAGCCGUGGAGGGUCGCUUUGAGAGAAACGCGGCAUUACUAGCGUGGUGCGAAGCAGAGCGUGCCGAACUUGAGGGUCGCACCACCACCUCAAGCGCCGGCGGUGGUGUAGUGAAGAUGGCGCACAGCACCUCGCCUCAUGUGCCGACUCACGGCGGGGCAAGUAGCAGCUAUACAGUAAAGGAGGAAGGCGGCCACGGUGGUGGCCCGUCGGGAGAGGCCAAUGACGACGAUGAUGUGCUUGGCUCCUUCUUCUCCUGA
Molecule: messenger RNA, 927 nt
Organism: Leishmania mexicana MHOM/GT/2001/U1103
Lineage: Eukaryota; Euglenozoa; Kinetoplastea; Trypanosomatida; Trypanosomatidae
Exons: 1
Coding region: 1-927 (308 amino acids)
Source: RefSeq, a predicted model, not a curated record